CAUUCCUUCAGUUCGUUUUUCCUGCAUUUUCUCAUCGUGUUUUCUGUGGAAGAACACAAACAAAAUGAGUUCUGCAGGGGAGGCUGAAGGCAGUAAGAGGAAUGUGCAUGAGACGAACUAUCAAAUAGAAACUGAGGUUGAGGCCAAAAGGAUGGAUGUUGAUGUUGUAGAUAUAUCAGAUGAAUCAGAUGAUUGCACUGCUAGGAACGAUGGUGUACAAAUUUUAUCUGAGGAAAUGGAAGACACUGCAACACAGAUGGACAUGACAAAUAUAACAGAGGCUGGUGCAAUUGAGAAGGAUGUGCUGUAUAGAGCGGAGAAUGCAAAUGGCCAUGAAAUUGAGGAAGAUGUCCUAUAUCGAGAGGAGAAUACAGAUCCAGACAAUUGGGAUCUGGGAGAUAUCCUAAAAGAAAUAGAGAAGUGUGGCAAGAGCAUGGAUAUAGACAUUGCAGAGCAAGUACAAGAACUAGGAAGCAACAUAGAUGUGGCAUCAGUUGCAGAAGAAACAGAUAGCAGUGAAGAGGAACAAGAUAUAUCCAAUGAAUUUGAAAGUGAAUUGUCUGAUAAAGAUCUACGAACCUUCUGCAGGGAUUCUUCCAAAGCAUUCUUUGACGAGUGGGGACUGAUUAGCCAUCAGCUGAAUUCAUUCAACCAUUUCAUGAGUCAUGGGUUGCAGAAGGUGUUUGAUGAUCUUGGUAUGUUUGAUGUAGAACCGGAUAAUACAAAAAAGAGAUCAUCAUCAGACACGUUACGUUAUUGGGCAUCCGUUACUUUUGGUAAGGUCACUGUGGAGAAGCCUUCCUAUAGCACCAGGGAAGGAAAGAGGCUGGCACUGAAACCUGCUGAGGCUCGGCUACGCAACAUGACAUAUUCAUCUCCCAUCUAUGUAGAAAUUACAACAAAGGUUUACAUUCAGGAAGGGAUGAAAACAAAUGACAAAUCAAAAAGCAGUUCAAGUUCAGUAAUGAACGAUGCAAAAAAUCUGACAGUUGUUAGUGAGGAACGGAAAAGAGUGUUUGUUGGACAAAUUCCUAUCAUGGUGAAAUCGCAUCUUUGCUACUUGAGCAGUCUAACUUGUAAGGAGUUACUUGAAGAAGGAGUUUGUUCAUUUGAAGUUGGAGGGUAUUUCAUUAUAAAUGGGACUGAAAAGGUUUUUAUUGCACAAGAAGAGCGAUGCACUAACCGGAUAUGGGUAUCAAAUACUCCAAGCUGGAUGGCAAUAUACACACCUUAUACAACUGGAUUUUCCACUUAUAAGAAGAAAGUAUUUGUCAAAAUCAUCAAGACAUCAAAAGAUGAUAAAUGGUGUGGUGGAAGACAAGUGAUCACAGUUAAUUUCUUGUCAAUUACAGUUCCAGUUGUGAUUAUGUUUUAUGCCCUGGGUGUUAAAUCAGAUCUUGAGAUGAUGCAGAUGAUAGGUAACGCAUCCAAUGACUAUGACAUGAGGGAGUUAUUAUUGUCAUCAAUUUACAAGGCAGAGGCAGAGAUAAGAAGGUUUCGAAGAAAAAAUAAAGCUUGGGAUUAUUUUAAUGAACGAUUCGAGAAAUGCAAAUUGCUGAAAGUUAAAGAUGCUGAAGAGGCCCUUAAAGAAUACUUUUUCCCAUACAUAGUGGGCUAUAAACAAAAAGCCAUGUUUUUAGGAUACAUGGUCAAUUGUCUAAUAUCAUCUUAUUUUGGUCAAAGACAUGUUGAAAACAAAGAUGAAUACAAGAACAAAAGAGUGGAACUGGCAGGGGAGCUUCUGGGCCGUGAAGUACAGGGCUUGGUUAGACAUUUCCGUAAUAGAUUUUCUAAAGGAAUUCAGAGAGAACUCUCAGUACAUGGCAACAUUAAUUCAAUGGAGAUCUAUGCUGAUGGUUCAAUCAUUACAAAUGGUCUUGUGAGAGCAUUUUCUACAGGAAAUUGGUGUCAUCCUAAUAAAUUCCAUACCAAAUGCACUGGUAUAGUGGCAAGCCUGAAGUCAACAAAUCCAUUGCAGACUAUGUCUGAGAUGCGUAGAUUGCGACUGAGGGUUCAAUAUGCUGCAAAACUAGGGGAUGCAAGAUACCCGGGUGGAAAAUUGCCAUUAACAGAAAGUUGGAAUCAAAAGGCAAGCAAUAAUAUGAGAUUUCUGUCACCAUACUAUUAA
Cryptomeria japonica (Japanese cedar) is the source of this 2128-nucleotide messenger RNA. Its product is annotated as DNA-directed RNA polymerases IV and V subunit 2. NCBI's taxonomy places the organism in Eukaryota, Viridiplantae, Streptophyta, Pinopsida, Cupressales, Cupressaceae. Gene Ontology annotation, biological process: DNA-templated transcription. The transcript has 6 exons. Gene Ontology annotation, molecular function: DNA-directed RNA polymerase activity; ribonucleoside binding; DNA binding. The coding region runs from base 65 to 2128 and encodes 687 amino acids. Gene Ontology annotation, cellular component: RNA polymerase II, core complex. The record is from RefSeq and is a predicted model, not a curated record.